Molecule: messenger RNA, 726 nt
Organism: Colletotrichum orchidophilum
Lineage: Eukaryota; Fungi; Ascomycota; Sordariomycetes; Glomerellales; Glomerellaceae
Exons: 3
Coding region: 1-726 (241 amino acids)
Biological process (GO): N-terminal protein amino acid methylation
Cellular component (GO): cytoplasm
Molecular function (GO): N-terminal protein N-methyltransferase activity
Source: RefSeq, a predicted model, not a curated record
AUGUCGGAUGCGAAGAGCCACUGUCGUUCGGAUCCUCCGGACGUCUACAUCAUGCAGAGUGAAAGCUUGAAGCAUUGGGAAAGCAUCUCUGCCGACGUCAGCGGCAUGCUGGGUGGUGUGCCUGUGGUGGACGGUUUCUGUUCCUUCAACAAAAUUGACUUGCAAGGUUCGCGCGCGUUUCUGGCAAAGCUGGGUAUUGGUUUGAAAAACGGUCGAUCCAGGGUCAAACUUGCCCUUGAGGGCGGAGCAGGCAUUGGCCGCAUCACCACUGGACUGCUUCUCGAUAUUGCUGAGCAAGUUGAUGUAGUGGAGCCGAUCGCUAGAUUUACCGCUUCUUUGCAAGAAACCUCUGGCAUUAGAUCCAUUUACAACAUCGGCUUGGACAGAUGGCACCCAGAACCAGGCGUUAGAUAUGACUUGAUUUGGACUCAAUGGUGUCUUGGACAUUUAACCGACGAGCAGCUAGUUCAAUAUCUGCAAAGAUGCGUAACCGCUCUGACGCCGGGUUGCGGUCUUAUUAUUAUUAAAGAGAAUUUAAGUACAAGUGGCACUGAUGCCUUUGACCAUGUGGACAGCAGUGUCACAAGGGAAGAUUCCAAGUUCCAAGCUCUAUUCAAACAGGCCAACUUGCGGAUUGUCAGGACUGAAAUGCAAAAAGGGCUUCCAAAGGUUCCGCAGAGAAAGUUGCUUCCUAUCAAGAUGUAUGCGCUGAAGCCGCAGGAAUGA